This is a messenger RNA of Asterias rubens (European starfish), 1086 nucleotides long. RefSeq names its product melatonin receptor type 1B-B-like. The coding region runs from base 1 to 1086 and encodes 361 amino acids. Gene Ontology annotation, molecular function: G protein-coupled receptor activity. Lineage: Eukaryota; Metazoa; Echinodermata; Asteroidea; Forcipulatida; Asteriidae. Gene Ontology annotation, biological process: G protein-coupled receptor signaling pathway. The transcript has a single exon. Gene Ontology annotation, cellular component: membrane. The record is from RefSeq and is a predicted model, not a curated record.
AUGAAUACUACCAGAGCUCAUGUGGAUGGGAUGGUCCCGAUAAGCGCCAACGUUGAUUAUACAAAUGACUUCAACUCCAAUGUUGUGUUUCUCAUCUGUACCAUUAUUAUGCUGAUCAUGGGUUUGGUUGGUAACAUUCUUGUGAUAGGAGCAGUUUUGGUGCACAAAAAACUGCGGGUACUCUGUAAUGUUUUCGUGAUUAACCUCGCCGUUGCGGACUUGUGCGUAACUAUAAUCGUAGACAGCUUUGGAAUCGUAGGAAUAGCGAGCGAGGGGACAUUCUUUGACGAUAAACGUGUGCUUUGCGACAUGGUGGGCGUGUUCUGCGUCACGUCGUGCGUAUGCUCAGGGUGGAACAUCGCACACAUCAGCUUCAAUCGUUACGUCCGCAUCUGCCACCACACGGUAUACCCGAAGAUCUACAACGCACACACUGUGCCGUUCAUUGUGGCCGGUACGUGGUUGUUUUGCUGUUUACUCGACCUGCCGAAUUUGCUGGGCUGGGGAGCUCACACUUUCGAUUCGAGGACUAUGAUGUGUACCUAUAACUACACGAAGUCUUAUGCUUACAAUUUGUUUGUCGUGAGCCUUGGGUUUGGCGUACCGCUACUUGUUACAUCUUUCUCGUACGUCCGUAUCAUCUUCAUUGUAAAACGGGCCGAGACUAACGCAAGGCGGUCUGCAGAGGAUGACGUACAGACCGUUACUGGUAACGUGCAGUGGGCGAGCUCUGUAAAGGGAACGACCAAUAAACGUAACAAAUUACGAAAUACGGAUAUCCGUUUGCUGCGUUCCGUUUUCACGAUCUGGGUGGUGUUCAUUGUGAUGUGGUCGCCGUACGCCAUUGCUAUUCUUGGGGAUGUGCACCGCGUAUGGCCACGUACUGUUUACGUAGUCGCAGCCAUUGUGGUCCACACCAACAGCAGCAUCAACGGGAUCCUGUAUGCUGCCACCAACCGUCAUUUCAGGGAGGGUUACUCCUACUUGAUCUUACGUUGCUUCAGGCGAAAUGUAGUGUCGCCUGAGAUGAUAAACCUGGACAAAGAAAAGCCGAGCAGUGCUCUAAGAAAAGAAAAAGGGGCAUAA